Branchiostoma belcheri (Belcher's lancelet) is the source of this 762-nucleotide messenger RNA. Its product is annotated as leucine-rich repeat-containing protein 15-like. The transcript has a single exon. Bases 1 to 705 code for a protein of 234 amino acids. NCBI's taxonomy places the organism in Eukaryota, Metazoa, Chordata, Leptocardii, Amphioxiformes, Branchiostomatidae. Gene Ontology annotation, cellular component: plasma membrane. Gene Ontology annotation, molecular function: protein binding. The record is from RefSeq and is a predicted model, not a curated record.
AUGUACAUACCAUCGGAUACAGCUCGUCUCUUUCUGAGUGGCAACACCAUACAGAGUCUGUCUCAUGCGGAUUUCUCAAAUCUGACCAGUUUGGCAUACCUUGACCUGGACAACAAUUACAUCUCGAGUCUCCCCGCUGGAGUUUUCUCACAUCUCACCCGUCUGAGGUGGCUGUCUCUAUCUGAUAAUCAUAUAGCUGAUCUUCUGGAUGGAGUAUUCUCAAUUCUGACCAGUUUGGAAUAUCUUGACCUGUCCAACAAUAAGAUCUCGAGUCUCCCCGCUGGAGUUUUCUCACAUCUCACCCGUCUGUGGCGGCUGGAUCUAUCUGAUAAUCAUAUAGCUGACCUCCCGGAUGGAGUAUUCUCAAUUCUGACCAGCCUUAACCUGUCCAACAAUAACAUCUCGAGUCUUCCUGCAGACAUCAAACACCUUUCUACCCAGACAUCCCUUUACAUAACUGGGAACCCCUGGAGGUGUGACUGUAGUUUACAGGAUAUAAUGAUUUCAGUGCGCGGUUCAAUUCGCGGUAACCCUACCUGCAGCUCCCCUUCCCACAUGAAAGACGACGCGCUGACCGGCCUUGUGUCAGACAGGAUUUGUCACGGUAGCGGGGUCUGCACCACGGGAAGUACAGAGGGCACUUGUGCUUGUGACGUCGGCUGGACUGGCCCAUACUGUGGCGAAGGUGAGAUGUCUAUAAUUUGAAUUCUUUACAUGCGGUUUUAACAAGGCAUAAACUCAUGAAAGACUAUUUUAUGUUCA